Galeopterus variegatus (Sunda flying lemur) is the source of this 697-nucleotide messenger RNA. RefSeq names its product low-density lipoprotein receptor-like. The annotation marks the transcript as partial. Lineage: Eukaryota; Metazoa; Chordata; Mammalia; Dermoptera; Cynocephalidae. Gene Ontology annotation, molecular function: protein binding. The transcript is spliced from 4 exons. The record is from RefSeq and is a predicted model, not a curated record.
AUGCUGAACGGGCUGGUGUUGGGGCUCUGCAGUGACAGUGUGGCCUCCUCCCAUGUCCCCACAGCCCCUAAGACGUGCUCCCAGGACGAGUUCCAGUGCCAUGAUGGCAAGUGCAUCUCACGGCAGUUUGUCUGCGACCUGGACCGGGACUGCCUGGAUGGCUCCGAUGAGGUCUCCUGCCCAGUAACCACCUGCGGCCCUGUCAGCUUCCAGUGUAACAGCUCCGUCUGCAUCCCUGAGCUGUGGGCCUGCGAUGGUGAACACGACUGCGAGGACGGCUCCGAUGAGUGGCCACAGAACUGCGGAGGCCGUGACACGUCUGCCACCCAAGGAGACAAUGGCCCCUGCUCUGCCCAUGAGUUCCACUGUGGCAGCGGCGAAUGCAUCCAUGCCAGUUGGCACUGCGACGGUGGCCCCGACUGCAAGGACAAGUCUGACGAGGAGGACUGUGUUGUGGCCACCUGCCGCCCUGAUGAAUUCCAGUGCUUAGAUGGGACGUGCAUCCACGGCAGCCGGCAGUGUGACCGGGAGUACGACUGCAACGACAUGAGUGAUGAGCUUGCCUGCAACAACGUGACACUGUGUGAGGGGCCCAACAAGUUCAAGUGCCACAGCGGCGAGUGCAUCACCCUGGACAAAGUGUGCAAUUCAGUCAGGGACUGCCGGGACUGGUCAGAUGAGCCCAUCAAGGAGUGCG